UUUUUUUUUUUACAUACAUCUUUUUUUUUAACAAAAAAUGGCCGCUGAUCUCCCCACUAAGGAUAAUAAGAAGACCGUCUCCAAGGACGCUAAGAAGAGAAAGAUCUCUCGUCGUGAAACCUACUCCUCUUACAUCUACAAAGUUUUGAAGCAAGUUCACCCUGACACUGGUAUCUCCAACAAGGCCAUGUCUAUCUUGAACUCCUUUGUCAAUGAUAUCUUUGAACGUAUUGCUACUGAAGCCUCCAAGUUGGCUGCUUACAACAAGCGUUCUACCAUCUCUUCUCGUGAAAUCCAAACUGCUGUUCGUCUUAUUCUUCCUGGUGAACUUGCUAAGCACGCCGUCUCUGAAGGUACCAAGGCUGUCACCAAGUACACUUCUUCUAAAUAAAUAAUCUCAUUUUGUGUAAUAUCCAAUUUCAAUAACAUUCUGAAAAAAAAAAGUUCUUUUUUCUCGUUUUUUUCAACUAUUACCCUUAACUCUAUUUGUACAGAAUUCUUCUUUUUUUUUAUUAUUCAUGUCAUAAUAAAUUUAUAAUAUAUAUAAAAAAAAAAGGAAAACAAAAGGAAGAAA
Molecule: messenger RNA, 574 nt
Organism: Cokeromyces recurvatus
Lineage: Eukaryota; Fungi; Mucoromycota; Mucoromycetes; Mucorales; Mucoraceae
Product: histone-fold-containing protein
Exons: 1
Coding region: 38-391 (117 amino acids)
Biological process (GO): nucleosome assembly
Cellular component (GO): nucleosome
Molecular function (GO): DNA binding; structural constituent of chromatin; protein heterodimerization activity
Source: RefSeq, a predicted model, not a curated record